Notolabrus celidotus (New Zealand spotty) is the source of this 2186-nucleotide messenger RNA. Its product is annotated as bromodomain-containing protein 3-like. The record is from RefSeq and is a predicted model, not a curated record. Gene Ontology annotation, biological process: regulation of DNA-templated transcription; chromatin remodeling. The transcript has 11 exons. Bases 452 to 2068 code for a protein of 538 amino acids. Lineage: Eukaryota; Metazoa; Chordata; Actinopteri; Labriformes; Labridae. Gene Ontology annotation, cellular component: nucleus; chromatin.
AACCUACCAGGGUAGUGAGGAAGGGGAACAGCUACCCUGUUGCAGGAUUAGCUCCAAAAGAAACUUUUGAGUGAGAAAGUUUGUGUUUGUGAAGCACUCGGGGAUGACCUGAGUUGCUAAGGUGGGCCUUUGUGCAGCGUUUGCAUCUUCUGAACUUCUGUCCCGACGUCCUGCAUUGAUAACGGUUUUUUUUAGUGAUAGUUCUGCAGGCGUUUUUUUCAUGCAGUGUGACUCCAAUCCAUCACUCGCGGCCACACGACACAGUCAGGUCGUAAUACACGCAAAUACCGCUUAGCUUCAAGAUCGCUCUGCCUGGUUUCAAAGCUAUGAAAGAAGUAAGCUGCUAUUCCCUCAGAGCCUUCAAUGAGCUGGAAAACAGAAGCAUUAACUCAGAGGAAAACAGAAACCACUGGAUGAUCUGUUAGUCUGUGAAGACCCAGCUGCCAUCAUUAUGUCAGCAGACCCUCCACAAGUUAUCAAUCCUCCGCCUCCUGAGGUAACGAACCCUGACACACCAGGACGACGGACCAACCAGCUGAAGUUCAUGCAGAAUGUUGUGAUCAAAUCCCUUUGGAAGCACCACUACUCCUGGCCGUUUUACCACCCAGUUAAUGCAGUCGCCCUUGGACUACCAGAUUAUCACACCAUAAUCACCUCUCCCAUGGAUAUGGGGACCAUCAAGAAAAGGCUGGAGAACAACUACUAUCUGAGUGCAAGUGAAUGUAUGCAAGACUUCAACACCAUGUUCACCAACUGUUACAUCUACAACAAGCCUACAGAUGACAUCGUGCUGAUGGCCCUCGCCUUGGAGAAGGUUUUCUUGCAGAAAGUUGCCAUGAUGCCACAGCGGGAAGUGGAGAUUCUUCCUCAUGUUGGCAAAGUGAAGGGCAGAAAAAAUAGCUCUCCAGGUGGACAGAACGAAGCUGUAACCACAUGUUCCUCAUCUACCACACACAUUUCUCAACCGAAUCUCAGCAACAUACCCGGACCUCCACAGACCAUCACAAAAGUGCCAGUGAAGAAGACGGGGGUGAAACGGAAAAGAAGCACAUCUGACUUGUCCCCUCAGAAGGACUCAGAAGGACAGAAGCUGCCACAGGAGGGCUCACAGCUCAAGUACUGCGAUGUUAUCCUGAAGGAGCUGCUGUCGAAGAAACACGAAGCCUACGCCUGGCCUUUCUACAAACCUGUGGACGCUGAAGCUCUGCAGCUAAACGAUUACCAUGAAAUCAUCAAAUACCCCAUGGACCUCGGCACUGUUAAAGAUAAGAUGAACAGAGAACAAUACCAAGAUGCACAAAGCUUUGCUGCAGAUGUAAGGUUGAUUUUUUCAAACUGCUACAAAUACAACCCUCCACACCAGGAAGUGGUUACUAUGGCCAGGAAACUUCAGCGUGUGUUCGAGAAAAGGUUUGCGAAGUUGCCAGAAGAGCCGAUAGAGAUGAAUUCACAGGUAAAAGGAGCAGGUCUCAGUGUCAACACAAGCGGCAACAGCUUCUCUGACUUGGACAAAUCGGACCAGGAAGAGGAGAGGAAUGCACGGAUUGCUGAGUUGCAAAAGCAGCUUAAAGCUGCUCAUGAACAGCUAGCAGCCCUCUCUGAAGACCCUGCGACCAAACAAAAGAAGGGACACGAAAAAGACAAGGAGGAAGACGGCAGAGGGAAUGAAGGGGAUGCAAAUAGUUCCAGGCCUGUGUGGAAGAGCAGUAAGGACUGGGAUUCAGACGAUGAUUGUUUGCCGCUGACGUACGACGAGAAGCACCAGCUGAGCCUGGACAUUAAUCGGUUGCCUGGCGUGCAGCUGGGCCGCGUGGUCAAGAUCAUCCAGACACUAGAGCCCUCAAUGGGUGACGCCAACCCAGAGGAGAUUGAGAUUGACUUUGAGAUACUGAGGCCGUCCACUGUGCGUGAGCUGCAGCAAUACGUGAGGGCUUGUCUGCUCAAGAGGUUUAAGAAAUCCCAAAAGAAAAGCAGUCAAGAAGUGUCUUUUAACACUGGCUGCAGCGGUUCCUCGAGUUCUUCAAGAAGCAGCCUCGGUGACUCCAGCUCAGAAGACAGUGAUUUCUGAUAUACACAGCGUAUUUAUUUAUUUUUGUCCUAAAAAAGAAAUAUGUUCAAAGCAUUUAUUUUUUUAUUUGUUGUACGUUUAAUGUGAAGGAUUAAACGCCUCUUAUGCUGCUUCUGUA